This is a messenger RNA of Procambarus clarkii (red swamp crayfish), 3443 nucleotides long. RefSeq names its product carbonic anhydrase 2. Gene Ontology annotation, molecular function: carbonate dehydratase activity; zinc ion binding. The record is from RefSeq and is a predicted model, not a curated record. Gene Ontology annotation, biological process: one-carbon metabolic process. Lineage: Eukaryota; Metazoa; Arthropoda; Malacostraca; Decapoda; Cambaridae. Gene Ontology annotation, cellular component: plasma membrane.
GCGCGGGCGACAGAAGCAGUCGGCCGCGUGCUUCAAUAGUGAUCAGUCACCACCAUCACCACCACUACCACCACCACCGCUGCUGCUGCUGCUACCAGCCCCCCCUCUACCACAACCACCAUCACCUCUACCAUGGCUCUCGCGCUGCUGGUUCUCUGCUUGACACUCUUCACUCAAGACGCUUCAGGAGAAGGAUGGACUUACAGCGGCCAGCAUGGACCCAGACACUGGGGAUCACUGUUCAGCACGUGUGCCGGUAAGAGACAGUCGCCCAUCAACAUUGAGACGGCCAACGUUAAGACAGAAUUCUGGAAGCCUCUUAAGUUCAAGAAUUACGACGACCCUCCCUCGCGCAUGCGCAUCAAGAACAACGGUCACUCAGCUCAGGUGGAGAUGGACGCAGCAGCGGCUCCACGGUUCAAUGAAGGAGGAUUGAGAGGAGAGUAUAUCUUCGCCCAGUUCCACUUCCACUGGGGCGCGGACUCCAGUAUGGGCUCUGAGCACACCAUUGAUGGGGUCAGGUACCCGAUGGAACUUCACUUGGUCCACUACAACGCAGCUUACGGAACUCUGACGGAGGCUAUCAAGAGGCAGGACGGAUUGGCAGUGUUGGGAGUGAUGAUGGAGGUGUCUGAGACGGACAACCCGGCCCUCACGCCCCUCGCUAACGCUCUUCUCAACAUAACACAGUCCGGGAUGUUCGCUGAGUUGUCGUCACCCUACCCUCUACGCGCCUUCUUGCCCAACAACUUACAGAAGUUCUACAGGUAUGAAGGCUCCCUCACUACUCCCACCUGUAAUGAGGUGGUUAUCUGGACUGUCUUCGCCAAUGCCAUCCCCAUCUCCGAGAAACAGUUGAGGAACUUCCGGUCUCUGAUUGAUGAACAUCACGAGAAUCUUGUCAACAACUUCCGCCCUCCUCAGCCUCUCAACAACCGCAAGGUGUUGAUGUCUGCAGAGAACAGCGGAGACUCGGCUGCCAUGAAGAAGGUCGGCCUCACCAUCUACUUCAUGACGUCUAUGGCUGUUCUCAUGAUGAACAUGUAGAGCUCAUUACUAUUUUCAUCAUACCACCACAACAGCUGCCAUCACCACCUACCACCACCGACACCCACCACUGCCAUCACCAACAAGAAGUACCACAACAGCCAUCACCCAUCAACACUACCAACACUAACUGCCAUCACAACAACCACCACCACAGCUGCCACCAGCAACCACCAUCACUACCAGCGACCACUAACAACUACCACCACCACUACCACCAACCAUCACCACAACCAUCUUCCUGCACACUAGCACAAGACGAAGAGCAGCAUCACACACAAGAUCUGACAUCUGUCAAUAAUUACUCCUCGUACCAUCAAUAUCUGCGCCAUUAAAAGCGGUGAUCUUCCUGUGUUUGAACACACUGUAAUUUAUCUGUCAAUCCCACCAAGUGACUUAAUAGAACCAAAUCAUUGUCACAAUUUUGAAUCCCACUAUUGGUAUUUGUGAGGUUAGCGUGCGUAAGAUACUUGCACUCAAAUUAUGAACCAUGGGGAGGAUGUCGACCAGUGGUCGGAUGGAUAGUUCAUGCACUCAGACCGCAAAACUAUUGUGGACGGUGGUCGGAUAAGUGGUCACUGGCCACCUGUGUGCAAGGUUUCACUCUGGUACUGAGUAAUGCCAGACGGUAAUCUUCAGUUUUCCUGCAGUUUAGGUCUUUUCUAUCUAGAUUUCAGCAUGUUGACCAAUCCACACACUAGAAAAUGAAGGGACAAUCGACUUGAGAAUGGUCCAGGAUGGACCGAAAUGUCGUCGUCCCUUCAUUUUCUAAUGUGUGGAUUGGUCAACAUACUUCAGCCAUGUUAUUGUGACUCAUCGCCUGCAUAUAGAUUUCAGCAGUUUGGGUUGGAAUCUGGCUUCACCAUGAAUGUAGUAUGAAUACUAAACUGCACAGUAACACUGAAAUUACUCCAUCUGGAAUUUGUUACUCGCUAUAUAAUGUUAAUGUACUAAUGUCAGUAUAUUUUAGAAGGCCAGUACUUACUACUUUAAUCAUACGCCUGCCAGAUCUGACCAAAUUACUAAGACAUGCAACUUUUCUGAAGAGAAAAUCUAUUGUAUGAGAGGUAAGGCAGCUUCCAGUUUGUUAUGAAAUAAGAUUUAUCAAAGUUUAUAUUACAAUGACAUAAUAGAACCCUGAAAUGUAAAUAGGCCAAUGUUAUUGCUAGUCUCAUUUAUUGAACACAGCCAGGUGUUUGUUACACGUCCCUGUCUCAAAGUGUCUCCAUAGUUUGUGUAGUGUUGGCAUUACAGUUUCUCGUUUAUGAUGAGGACGCCUCUAGCACUACUAACCAGUCAAGCUCUGCAAAAAUUUGCUUCAUCGAAAAUGUGCUUGUGCAUGUGCUUGCCUAGUAAGGUGAGUACAUGCACACGCUCCUCGCACAUGCACACCCAUGAAAAUGUGUGUGUGUGUGUGGACACAAUAUGUCACAAUGUUGCCAAUCUUCUUGUUGAGAUAAGAGAAGGAAGAAGAGAAUCACUUUAAUAUCCCUCACCAGUCUCCUCUAAGAGCUUGACAAGAGUUCUGUAUUGUAGAUAGUUAACAUUCCACACCGCCCUCUUGCUCAGCGGUGUCUUGUUCCACCGGGAGUGUAGGUGUUCUGUACAGCUCAUGCAAAUCAUCGCUGGGAGCCUGCCAGCGAAUAAAGCCUGAAUUGAACAUAAGGAUAUUUCCACUGGUUAUAAAACCCUUGAACCUAGUACUCACAAGCCUCUACAUCCCCAGCUUCUCAUAUGUAUAUUCUUCCCCUUCUAUACCUUCAGAUAUACAGGUAUGUAUUCUGAUGCAGGUCAAGUGUAGAGGGUCCUGCCAUCUGUAUCUCUCAAUACCCUCUGUAUGAUACUUUGCCUCUUCGUGCCCUUGCUAAGUAAGCCCUGUUUCAUAGUAUAUAGUUUACAAUGCAGCCAAGUUAUACAUAUUUCUCUCCCUUUCCCUUUCCUCAUCUUGUCCCUUGAAGAAUUAAUACGUUUCUCUAAAACUAAAUCUUUAAUUUUCUUGCAGACAGUGUCACAAUGUGACAGAUAACUAGACACCCACAUAUGUGUAGUGUGGGUGUCUCCUGUUAUUUUUCAUUUUCUACUCCUUUUUCUUUUUGUUGUAUUAUAGUGACAUUUCAUCAAUUGGUCAACAUUUCCAACCUUCCAUAUCUCAAUACCCGUUGUUUCUUCCAUGGCAACUUUACUUGUAAAAAUUGUCUAAGUAUAAGUUUAACUACAGGUAUAAGUAAUUACUCAAAUAAAAAGCUGGCAAAAUGUUGUUGUUGAGACUGUGCUCGGAGUUACUCAAUGUAUUGUAUACGUCUGACGCGUCGGGUGUCAAUCUGUAUUGUAACUGUAUAAUUAAAUAGAUUUGGUUCUUUUACCACAGAAAAGUAAUAAAUUAUAGAAUUCUGUAA